Messenger RNA from Teleopsis dalmanni, 2006 nucleotides. Its product is annotated as histidine--tRNA ligase, cytoplasmic-like. The coding region runs from base 71 to 1807 and encodes 578 amino acids. Lineage: Eukaryota; Metazoa; Arthropoda; Insecta; Diptera; Diopsidae. Gene Ontology annotation, molecular function: ATP binding; histidine-tRNA ligase activity. The record is from RefSeq and is a predicted model, not a curated record. Gene Ontology annotation, cellular component: mitochondrion. Gene Ontology annotation, biological process: histidyl-tRNA aminoacylation; mitochondrial translation. The transcript is spliced from 5 exons.
AGAAUUGGUUCACACUUAAAGAAAAUAUAUACAAAAAAAGAUAAAAUAAUUACAGUAAAAAAAUAUAAAAAUGUUGCGUUCAAUUGGUCGUCGUACUGUGAUUUUAGUGCAUCAGCAAACGUGGUCACUUUUACGAAAUGCGAAUCUGGUGAAAGUUCUUGAAAAAGACUUGGUUUGCUGCCAAUUAGAGCGGUGCUGCCGUUGCUGCUCGUCCGCAGCUAUUGUCAAGAAUUCACAAUCGCAAAUUGUUUCAAGUACAGAUACGCACAGUAAAAACAAAAUAUAUAAAACAAAAACAGAAACCAAAACCAACAAUAAUGAGACUGAUGGCGCAGCUGGUUAUAGUCUAGCACAGCAUUUGGAGAAGAUUGAUGAGGAAUUGGCUCGAUUGUUGGCAUUGAAAGCAAGACUCGGCGAUGAGUCAGCUCCACCUCAAAAAUUUACACUUAAAACCCCAAAAGGCACAAGGGAUUAUGCGCCACAGCAAAUGACACUAAGGCAAGGAGUGCUGGACAAAAUUAUUGGUGUCUUUAAGAAGCAUGGAGGAGAGGCUAUUGAUACUCCCGUUUUCGAACUAAAGGAAGUCCUUACUGGCAAAUAUGGUGAAGAUUCAAAACUCAUUUAUGAUCUUAAAGAUCAAGGUGGCGAAAUAUUAUCACUGCGAUAUGAUUUGACAGUUCCUUUAGCUCGUUACCUAGCCAUGAGCAAGAUAGCAAGUAUUAAACGGUAUCACAUCGCUAAAGUAUAUAGGCGGGACAAUCCUUCCAUUACUCGCGGACGUUACAGGGAAUUUUAUCAAUGUGAUUUUGAUAUAGCUGGAACUUAUGAUCUGAUGUUACCAGAUGCUGAAUGCGUCAAAAUUGUUGCAGAGGUGCUAGAUACCUUAGAAAUUGGAGACUAUGUUAUCAAACUAAAUCAUCGCCAAUUACUGGAUGGUAUGUUUGAGGCUUGCGGUGUGCCUGCCGAUAAAUUUCGUGCUAUUUGCUCGUCGGUUGACAAACUCGAUAAAUCUCCUUGGGCUGAGGUACGUGCAGAAAUGAUAGAUGAGAAGGGCUUAGAUGCAGCAGCAGCUGAUGAAAUUGGUAAAUAUGUGCAACUAAGCGGUGGAAUAGGUUUAGUUGAUCAGUUAUUAGUUGAUGAGAAACUGAAGAAAGUGCAAGCAGCAGUUAAAGGUUUGGAGGGAAUGCAGCUACUGUUGAAGUAUUGUAAAGCAAUGGGAUUGGAAAAAUCUAUAAGCUUUGAUUUAAGUUUAGCACGUGGACUUGAUUAUUACACUGGCGUGAUUUAUGAAUGUGUACUAAAAGCUGAGCCCAAGUUGUUACAAAAUGGUGAAGCAGAAGAGCAAGGAACUGUUGGUUCCAUCGCUGGUGGUGGACGGUAUGAUAAUCUUGUUGGCAUGUUCGAUCCGAAAGGAAAGCAAGUACCUUGUGUUGGCGUUUCAAUCGGAGUUGAGCGUAUAUUUUCUGUUCUCGAGGCCAAAUAUGCUGCUGCAGGAGUGAAGGUGCGCACUAAUGACGUGGAAGUAUAUGUCGCUUCAGCACAUAAAGGAUUGCACGAAAAACGACUCAGCAUUUUGAAUAGCUUAUGGGAUAACGGUAUUAAAGCUGAGCAUUCAUAUAAAUUAAAUCCAAAGCUUUUAGCACAACUGCAACAUUGUGAAGAAAAUCAAAUUCCUUUGGCUGUUGUGUUUGGCGAUUCCGAGCUGGAGAAGGGCAUUGUAAAACUGCGUGAAGUGACAACACGUAAAGAGGUUGAUGUACCUUUAGCUGAUUUAGCAAACGAAAUCACAAAGCGUUUAAACAACUAAUGCCUGUGGAAUGAAAAUACUGAUUUUACAAACUUGUUUUUAAUUUAUAGCAUUUUCUAUUAAUUGUAAUUAUUUAUUUUUAAUAUGUAGAACCUAUCCAAAACUUAUUUAAUAUUACUUAAUUAAGUUUAUUUUUUGUAACUUAAGUAGCAACUAAAUACCGUGUAAACUCUUAUUAUAAAACCAAAAUAAAAUUUAU